This is a messenger RNA of Anopheles maculipalpis, 2575 nucleotides long. Its product is annotated as FHF complex subunit HOOK interacting protein 2A-like. The record is from RefSeq and is a predicted model, not a curated record. The transcript is spliced from 6 exons. Bases 38 to 2575 code for a protein of 845 amino acids. Lineage: Eukaryota; Metazoa; Arthropoda; Insecta; Diptera; Culicidae.
GUUUUGGCACAGUCCCCACCAAUAACGCUACAAGUGAAUGUUUCUCUGCCGAAAGCUGACCGAAAUCGAUAAAAUGUUUGGAAAACUAUCGGAAGUUUUGCAAACGGCGGCCGACGUGCUUGCACCACCACCAACAGCACUGCAAGACUUUGACUACCACUACCGAAUGGUGAAAAACUUUUACAUCGCCGAUAAAACCCUCCCAAAGAUACACAUCAACGACACGAACAUUCCUACGCACCUGGACCAGAUGCUGCAAAUAUUGAUACGAGAAGAGCAACGAUUAGAAGCGCCCGGGAAAGCGGACACCCUUGACGCAUCGUCGAGCAGCACGGAAAUGUCUCAGAAAUCCAAUCCGCCUGCACCGAAGGCAGAGUGUAUGGAGUUUGUGCUAAGCAAUCGACCGCUCGAUGUACUGAUCGAGUUUGCCGUCAACGAUACACCGCCCGGUGCGCGCUACAUUGUGCUGAACUGGGUCCGGCGGUUUCUUUCCUGCUUAAAGUGUCCCCCAUUAGGUCAUGCCAGCAUUUUCCAACCCGUACAAAGGCUGGUGGAAAUCUGCAACGGUACGUACGCUUCGCCGUACGAACGGGAGGAAAUUUUGUUCCUCGAAACGGUGGCCGGACUUGUACGGAAGGAUUCGAUAUUGGUCAAUUUGUUCCUAAAGUCUCACCACCAUUCCGCACAAAUGUUGGCCAACUGGAAGGGACUGGGCGUGAAUAAGGCACCAGUUAACAAUCCACUGUUUGUAAGCACAAAAAUUGAGUAUGAUACGCGGCGAAUAUCGCUCGUAGCGGAGGAGGAUGGAGAAGACGGCCCAUCAGCUAGUAAUGAGGCUGGCCGAGUGGAACAUCAAACGUCCCUUGAAAGUACCAUCGGCGUGGGAGAGUCGGAAAGCUGUGAUUGUGAUGAGGAAGAUCAUUUUAGUCUGUUCGAUGCGAUAGUCAGCUACUUGGAUAGUGCGGAUAGCACAAUAGUUGUACGGGCGUGUGAAGGUGUGCUUAUACUGGCCUCACUACCGACGCUACAGCAAGCCUGUAAAGCGAUCCGGAACACGAUCAGUCGGUUCGCCACCAUGAUGGCUGGUCGGCUGGCAUCCAACUGUCAGCAAAUACCGGAAGACAUGGACACGGGUGAUAUCGAAGAUGCCAACGUAACGUGGGGACUGUUUCCAAGGGAUCCGGAACAGCCGCACUACAUUGGACGCUACCAGCUAACGGCUUUCCUCUGUUGGCUGGAUUACUGUGAUUGUUUGCUGAAGGAAAGUGCACUGCUAGUACCGGAGCUCGGGCCCCGUAUUCGGGACGAAAUGCUGAUUAACUACGUUGAACCUGCGUUGGUAAGCUGUUACGCUCCCUUUAUGCUGGUACUAACGGCCAAAAUUAUCAAAAAAACGCAAUCGAAAGCACUGCUUGAUGAAAUUGCCAACUGGCUGAUAGGUGAGGAUGAGCUGAUGGACGUGAACAACUGUUUGCUAACGAUAUUGAUAGAAAAUGCACACGAAAAUACGGACAUCCUUCUACCAACGUUACAGUUCGUUGAGUCAUUGCUGGAUAAUCCACAUGAAAAGAUUCUACACGGAAUGCUUUUCUUCUACAUUAACAACCGAGGCUAUUACGAUGGGAACUCGCAAACCAUCCAGUCGUGGUCGGACGAAGAAGACAACCGGGAACGACGGCGAGGCAGUGCAGAAGAUCCGAUCAAAUCACGCACCCUGGCUCCAAGCAAUAUAUUACGAGUUAUCAACCACUUCCUGUUGCUACUGCCAAGGCAAAUAAUUAAUGACGCCGGUGGUAUUUGCUACGAAGAAUACAUGCAAGACGCUAACCGCCAUUACCAGACAUGGAUAAAGAAAACGCACGGCUUUAGCUGGCCCGUCGAAGCUAUCUGGCCAAACAGUGGCGAAUCAUCACCACUUGCCGGCACCAGUGUUGAACCGGCGACGUUGUCUACCAGCACCAGUACCGGCCUCAUGACGGUCGUUCCCCUUGCCCCAAUGAAGCAAUCAAAGAAACAACGAAUCAAAAACAGUACCGACAGUCAGUCAAGCUUCGAUCUACAAACGUGCGGUGACAGUGGCAUAUCGGAGGAAAGUUUCUACGAAGGCCCGCUACUUAAGCUACUGUUCUCACAUGUAAAGCAGAUGAACGCACAGCCGUACGAACUGAAUCUAGCCGUGAUAGCGAUCCUGUCCAAGUUGGCACUUUUCCCGCACCCGUACUUGCACGAAAUUCUGCUCAAUCCAGAAAUUCCGGUAGCAGCCGGCGCAACGACGCUUUGGUCGGUGAUGCAAUUUCUUGCCCGUCAGCUACUGAGCGAAAUUCCGCGCGUAGAAGGAUUUCAGGAAAAGAUAAAGGAAACUGGACGAAGAUUACUUUCCAAUCCACCGCUUUACCACAGAGACUGUGAAAAUGGAGAAUCUACCACGGGACUUACCGAUCCGUCGUUGGGUAUGCCGAUCGAAGAGGAGGACGAAAUUAACGAUCCGUUGUUCGAAUCGAUCGUUGUGUUGGAAGAGUUUUGCAAAGAGUUGGCAGCGAUCGCCUUCGUCAAGUACCAUCAUGCGAAAGAGUAA